CCCUUUUCCGGAAACAAACAACGUUGCCUUGCUCUCAGGAAGGGGCUCCGUUCCCGUGAAGUCGUUGGAAACGGUUGAAGGGGUGCGGGGCUUUGGCGCUGCAUUAGUAGGCGACCUGCUGGAAGGGGGCGGCGUUUCGCCACUUAGCUAGGAUGCUGCGCGGCCUGAGCGGCUGGUUCGGCAUGAGCCGGGAAGGCGAGGAAGAGAAGCCGCCUCUCCUCGAAGGGGAAGCCGGAGCUGCUGCUGCUGCUGGCGAGGAGGGGGAAGAGGGGACUGGAGGGGACGCGGCAGUGCGGAACCCGGAGCAGGUGGAGCUGCAGAGGGACUCGGACCCGCUUCUGAACCAGGCGAAGGGGCUGGGCAAACAGCUUCAAAUGCAGCAUCUUGGAAAAGGUUAUCUCUUCAGUUUUGCCACUACUGCCACAAAAAAGAUAUCUGAGUCAGUUGCUGAAACAGCCCAAACUAUAAAGAAGUCUGUAGAAGAAGGAAAAAUAGAAAAUAUAAUUGACAAGACAAUUAUAGGAGAUUUUCAGAAGGAGCAGAAAAAAUUUGUUCAACAGCAGCAAACAAAGAAAUCAGAAGCAGCUGUGCCUCCUUGGGUAGACAGCAAUGAAGAAGAAACAAUUCAGCAACAAAUACUGGCAUUAUCAGCAGACCGAAGAAACUUCCUGCGUGACCCACCAGCUGGGGUUCAAUUUAAUUUUGACUUUGAUCAGAUGUAUCCAGUGGCAUUGGUAAUGCUCCAAGAAGAUGAACUUCUGAACAGAAUGAGAUUUGAUCUUGUUCCAAAGCAUGUAAAAGAAGAUGUGUUUUGGAGGAAUUACUUUUACCGUGUCUCCCUGAUUAAGCAGUCUGCACAGCUCACAGCACUGGCUGCACAACAGCAAGCCGUGAGGAAAGAGCAGAAUGGCAGCCACGAGGACAGACAGCUAGCAGAAACUGUACGACCAAAGACACCACCCGUAGCGAUCAAAUCUCAGCUAAAGCCUCAAGAGGAGGAAGAAGAAAUUUCAACUAGCCCAGGUGUAUCAGAAUUUGUGAGUGACGCUUUUGAUGCAUGCAGCUUGAAUCGGGAAGAUUUGAGGAAAGAGAUUGAACAACUUGUACUUGACAAGAGCAAGGAAACAACUAUAGUAGAAGAAGAAACUGCAGACUGGGAAAAGGAAUUACAACAAGAACUUCAGGAAUAUGAAGUAGUUGCAGAGUCAGAAAAACGAGAUGAUAACUGGGACAAAGAAAUAGAGGAAAUGCUACAAGGAGAAAAUUAACCACUUUGCAUAAAUGUUUUUUGGAAACUGAUGUGAACCCAUUUUUAUACUUGCUUCAGAGACUUUUCUAAGGCAUAAAAUUGCUCUUUGUGAAAGAAAGAAAGAAAGAAAGAAAGAAAGAAAGAAAGAAAGAAAGAACGGACUCCAGGUGAUAUGUAAUCGGGUGUAAAAACAGUUCUUUGAAAGUACUGUUAAUCAUCCAGUGACAUGUGAGGCAAGUUUUAAAAGUUAAUGAAACAACAAAAGUUGCUGGAAAAUGUUAACUGGAUAAUCGGAAGUGAAUUUUAAAAAUAAUUUGUGAGCUGCUUUCUGUACUGGGGUAAAAAUUGAAAACUUCCAACCAUAUUCCUACAAGUAAUAGGAAGUCAUGUUAAUAUUUUGAUCCCUUUGGCUCAUUUAUAAAUAUAAGUUCAUAAUACAUCUAGGUAUUAGUCCCUUAAUACCAUAUGUUCUCUUAGAAAGUGUUAUCAGGCUUUGUCUAUAGCUUUUUUUAUCUUAGCAGAACCUUGGCACCUGGACAUCAAAAGCGGUGAAGGUUUAGAGUGAUGAUACAGUGUGGCUAAUCAAAAAUUCAGUGAUUCAAUUAUCCUCACUUUAGUCACUAGACAGAUAAAACAAUGACCGCUCAAGAUAUACAUAAAUGGCACAUCAACUGGCUCAGGGUUCACUUACUUUAUUGGGAUUUUUUCACUCCAAGAAUAAUAGAGCGUUUUAGAAGAAAAACGGUUCAGUUCUUCUGUUUAGGAUAAAAGUAUCUCUUCAUUUAAUUGCUAAAAUGUAUAAUAUACUUUAGAGUGAAGCAUAGGUUAAAAAGUAGAACCAAAGUGUAGCAAGAAAUUCAGGCUUGGCCUGUGGGUGUGGUUGAGUAGUGCUAUACUCAUAAGUGUUAAAUGUUUAUUAAGGUGUGGGAGGAACACUGUAGUGUGAAUAAUCAGAAGUCAAAAUAUGACUGCCAUCCUAGACUGACAAGACAAACACUACAGCUGGAUAAAGGGUCAGAACUGAAUGGAAGGUAAUAUGUUAUAUUUCGCAGUGUUGCAGGAGACUACGCAUCUAACUUUGGGUCAGUAAUUUACUUCUAUUGCCUUUGUUUAAAAUGUAAAGUACUAGGAACUUGAUUUUUUGAGCAAACUGCUGGAGAAUAAACUGGUUACUAGUAACUGAAA
Podarcis raffonei (Aeolian wall lizard) is the source of this 2434-nucleotide messenger RNA. It is a transcript of the gene SYAP1, whose product is annotated as synapse associated protein 1. The transcript is spliced from 10 exons. The record is from RefSeq and is a predicted model, not a curated record. NCBI's taxonomy places the organism in Eukaryota, Metazoa, Chordata, Lepidosauria, Squamata, Lacertidae. Bases 153 to 1268 code for a protein of 371 amino acids. Gene Ontology annotation, cellular component: cytoplasm; synapse.